UACAAAUUUUGCUGUUUGGAUUUGUGAAUGUCUUUCUUCCACUCAAUAUGAAUCUCGAGCUCUUAGAGUCGUUUGGCCAGAAUUACCCAGAGGAGUUUGAUGGGGCCUUGGACUGCGCAUCACUAGCUGGUACUUGUGCUUUUAAUAGACGAGGCACUCUGCUAGCUGUGGGGUGCAAUGAUGGCCGAAUUGUUAUAUGGGAUUUCUUGACCCGCGGCAUUGCAAAGGUCAUCAGCGCUCAUGUUCAUCCAGUUUGUUCUUUAAGUUGGUCAAGAGGCGGCUACAAGCUACUGAGUGUUUCUACCGACAAUAAUGUCUGCAUAUGGGACGUCCUGAGUGGGGAGUGUGAUAUCAAAUACAGAUUUCCCUCGCCUGUUAUGAAGGCCCAAUUUCAUCCUCGUAAUGACAAGAUUUUCCUAGUUUGCCCCAUGAGACAUCCGGCAGUGCUUGUCAAUGUUGAUGCCUCGCACAAAAUUGUUCCAAUGGACGAUGAGGGAGAUGUCAACAUUGUUGCCUCCUUCGACCGUCGGGGAGAGUACAUAUACACAGGCAACAGCAGAGGGAAGCUGCUCAUCCUCUCUUGCCCAGAGUUGGAGGUCAAAACGUCAUUCAGGAUUGGCCAAGGAACCACAAGUGCGGCUGCCAUCAAGAGUAUUGAAUUUGCGCGCAGAACAGAGUUUUUCCUUGUGAAUUCCGCAGACCGUGUCAUUCGUGUUUAUGAUGCAAAGAAAGUCCUGAGGUGUGGCAAAGAUGACGAUCCGGAACCUAUACAGAAAUUACAGGAUUUAGUUAACAAAACCAUGUGGAAGAAAUGCUGCUUCUCGGGAGAUGGCGAAUAUAUCUGUGCAGGCUCCGCUAGACAGCACUCCCUGUACAUAUGGGAGCGCAGCGUGGGAAACCUGGUUAAGAUCUUGCACGGCACUAAGGGAGAAAUGCUUCUUGAUGUUGUGUGGCAUCCAGUGCGACCAAUCUUGGCCUCCAUCAGCUCUGGGGUGGUAUCUGUGUGGUCGCAGAACCAGGUGGAAAACUGGUCAGCCUUUGCCCCUGACUUCAAGGAGCUCGAUGAGAAUGUAGAGUAUGAGGAGAGGGAGUCAGAAUUCGACCAGAGCGACGAGGACAAAAGCGUUGAGAUGAGCCAGGAAAAGAAGGAAGAGGAUAUUGAGGUGGAUGUCACAGCGAUAGAACCAGUAGCAGCCUUUUGCAGCUCAGAUGAGGAAGACGACAGCAGCACCCUCCUGUACCUCCCAAUCUCACCGGAGAUCGAAGAGCCCGAGGAAGGUUGGGGACCAGAGGGGGCACCUAAUGAGGACCUAAACAGUAAGCGCUCGGGUGACAGCAAGGAGAAUGUAUCCCCGAAGAAGAAGAGACCCAAGACCUUCGACGUUUCCCUAGAGAAUGCACCCACAGAUGAAGUACACCCCUUGGCAAGCAACAGACCGAAGGACAAGCAAAUGGCAGGGAAUAAGAAGGGAAGAAAUAACUCAAAAGGAGACUCCAAGAAGGAUAGAAAAAAACAUUAGGAUAACUUUUUUGCGUAAUUGAUUUUUUUUUUUUUUUUUUUUUUUUUUUUUUUUUUUUUUUUUUUUUUUUUUUACACUUGUACUAUAAGUUUCUAUAAAUUUUAUUUUUCUUCUUAGCAGGGGUAAAUAUUUUCCAUGAAGUGCAAAUAAACAGAAACAUUAAUACUAUUACUUCUCUGAAUAUUUUGUUCCCUUUCUACAGUUUUGUAAAUGUGUAUAUAAUCUUUCCUUUUUUUCAUAAUUGCCGAUGAGAAAAUGGGAAAAACUUCAGAAAUUGUCUAUACUGUCAAGUCAUUUUCCUAAACUAUUCUUAAUGUAAAUGUUUCAAUUCACAUAAACAAUUUUUUUCUUCUUCUUUCAUACUCUUAUUUUCAUUUCCAUUUUGUCUUUAUAGUCACAGGAGGGAAUAUAAAAUUCCUAGAAGUAAAUAAAAACAAACAGAAGAGACCAUUCACAGCCACAGCAACUGUAUGUAUUAGAUUUAAGACAACAGAAUUACAGGAAUAACUGGUAGAAUUCAGGUUUCUCGUCACUUUUAAUUAUCCUUUUAUACCAGGAAAUACAAACGACCGGUGUCAUAGUCAAUGCCAAGAGUUCUAGUCACUGUACCUGAAUCAACCCGACUAGAAAGCCUUGGCAAUUGUGAAAUAAAAAAAUGCAGUCGUAGGGUAAGCUUGCCAAGAGUGAAUGCUGUGUACAUUUCGUCUAUUCUCUGUAGGUAAUGCAGAUCAUUUUAAUACAAUAUGGAAAGAA
Penaeus vannamei (Pacific white shrimp) is the source of this 2273-nucleotide messenger RNA. It is a transcript of the gene Rbbp5, whose product is annotated as retinoblastoma binding protein 5. Gene Ontology annotation, molecular function: protein binding. NCBI's taxonomy places the organism in Eukaryota, Metazoa, Arthropoda, Malacostraca, Decapoda, Penaeidae. Gene Ontology annotation, cellular component: Set1C/COMPASS complex. The record is from RefSeq and is a predicted model, not a curated record.